AUGUUGGGUGUCAUACCUAUCCUCGCUAUUAGUUUUGCGGCAGCAGCUGGUGCUUUAAUUGUUGGUGGUAUUGGUCUGGCUGUUUCAUCCAAAGUUGGUUCAGCUUAUGGAAAAGCAGUCGGUCAGAUGUAUGAUAAUGGACAAUGGGCAACGGGGAAUGGAUAUCAAUAUUAUCAACAGGACCCAUAUUAUGGACAAAAUGUUUAUUAUACACCAGCCCAUAGACGACAUCACCAUCACCGUUCGGGAUACUAUUACUAG
Didymodactylos carnosus is the source of this 261-nucleotide messenger RNA. The record is from the annotation of a GenBank genome assembly. NCBI's taxonomy places the organism in Eukaryota, Metazoa, Rotifera, Eurotatoria, Philodinida, Philodinidae.